AUGCUCACUGAUCAACUGGCGAUCCGCAAAGGAUCUCGCAUCCUCAUCACUGGAGCGAACAGCUAUCUUGGCUCUAACAUUAUCGACCUUCUUUUAGAGCUCGGGUACAACGUUCGUGGAUCUAUUCGCGGGAAAAAGCCUUGGCUCGACCGGCUAUUUGAAGAGAAGUAUGGACAAGGCCGGUUUGAGACCUUGGUAACACCUUCGCUGGGGAAUCCAGGCGCUUUCGAUCACUCAUUGGUGGAUGUAGCUGGCGUUGUGCACGUGGCAUCAGACGUGAGCUUCAAUCCAGACCCGAACAUUGUCGUUACUCCUGUUGUGGCUGUAACCCUGAACGCGCCGCAAGUAGCUUCCAAGUACCCAUCGGUGAAGCGGUUUGUUUUAACUUCUUCGUCAAGUGCUAGGUUGACACCACCCGCAUAUAAAAAGCUCGUGGUAACCGAGGGCACGUGGAAUGACGCGGCUGUUGCAGCAGCUUGGAGCGAGCAUACUCCUCCGGGCCCUGUCACGGUUUAUGCAGCAUCCAAGACGGAGGGCGAGCGCGCGGCUUGGAAAUGGGUUGAGGAGAGCCGGCCAGGCAUCGUUUUCAACGCGGUUCUGCCGAAUUAG
Molecule: messenger RNA, 609 nt
Organism: Clonostachys rhizophaga
Lineage: Eukaryota; Fungi; Ascomycota; Sordariomycetes; Hypocreales; Bionectriaceae
Source: the annotation of a GenBank genome assembly